CUACUAAAAUGGCGGAGCAAGAUUGUUACAGUUCAGUAGAAGAAAAAGAGAAUGGAGAAUCGAAAACCAUCGCCGUAUGUGGUAUGCAAUUUGCAUACCAAUUGCAGCAUCCACUCUUUUUCGAUUUCAAUAUCGAUAUCGCUCGCGGAUCUCGUUGCCUUCUCGUCGGUGCCAACGGAUCUGGGAAGACGACAUUGCUGAAAAUUUUAGCAGGAAAGCAUAUGGUUGGUGGAAGAGAUGUUGUGAGAGUACUUAACCGUUCGGCUUUUCACGACACUCAACUUGUUUGUAGUGGUGAUUUAGCUUAUUUGGGAGGAUCUUGGAGUAAAACUGUUGGCUCCGCUGGGGAGGUUCCAUUGCAGGGAGACUUCUCCGCGGAACACAUGAUAUUUGGAGUUGAAGCGAUUGAUCCUGUGAGGAGAGAUAAAUUGAUUGAGUUGCUUGAUAUUGAUUUGCAAUGGCGAAUGCAUAAGGUAUCUGAUGGGCAACGGCGUCGAGUCCAAAUUUGUAUGGGUCUACUUCAUCCUUUUCAGGUUCUUCUGCUAGAUGAGGUUACUGUCGACCUGGACGUUGUUGCAAGGAUGGAUUUACUUGACUACUUUAAGGAAGAAUGUGAACAGAGAGGAGCCACUAUCGUAUAUGCUACCCACAUUUUUGAUGGGCUAGAGACAUGGGCAACGCAUCUGGCUUACAUCCAAGAUGGUCAAUUGAAGAGAUCUGAGAAGUUAACCGAGACCAAGGAGUUGAAAAGUUCAGAAAACUUACUCUCUGUUGUUGAAGCCUGGCUUCGCUCUGAAACCAAGUGUGAGAAGAAGAAACUGUCAGACACCCCUGCCCAAGUCCAGAAGGCCUCGCCUCAUGCUACUUCUCCUUUCAUGUCAUCGAGGCACAUGGCAUACUACCGUUGAUCUCUCUGAAUCCAGUUGUUCUUCUAUAACCUUUAAAGACCACAGCCAGGUAUAGAAUUAGCAAAGUUCUUUUGUAGUCAUCUUCUACUGACGUAUAGUUGGCCACAAUCGAUCGAUAUGCUUGUUUAGCUCAUGGUUGCCUAAUGGGUAUAGCUACAUAUUUCUCCUUUUGGCUGCUUCAUUUAG
Messenger RNA from Hibiscus syriacus, 1094 nucleotides. RefSeq names its product ABC transporter I family member 21-like. The transcript has 6 exons. Gene Ontology annotation, molecular function: ATP binding; ATP hydrolysis activity. Lineage: Eukaryota; Viridiplantae; Streptophyta; Magnoliopsida; Malvales; Malvaceae. The record is from RefSeq and is a predicted model, not a curated record. The coding region runs from base 9 to 908 and encodes 299 amino acids.